Molecule: messenger RNA, 2681 nt
Organism: Tremella mesenterica DSM 1558
Lineage: Eukaryota; Fungi; Basidiomycota; Tremellomycetes; Tremellales; Tremellaceae
Exons: 3
Coding region: 70-2589 (839 amino acids)
Biological process (GO): carbohydrate metabolic process
Molecular function (GO): aldehyde-lyase activity
Source: RefSeq, a predicted model, not a curated record
CUCCGUUCACAUCUCAACUAUCUCUUCAUCAAUUGCUCUUCUCUGGUCAAAGCUCGUCGUCAGAAAGCGAUGGCUAGCCAAGCUUCUCUCCUCACGCCAUUCGGGCCCGCUCGUACCACCGUCAAGGGCCAGCCUCUCAGCCAGGAUGAGUUGCGCAAGAUGGACGCUUUCAUGCGGGCUUCUCUCUAUCUCUGCAUGGGUAUGCUUUACCUCCGCGACAAUCCUCUUCUCUCGGAGCCUCUCUCUCUUGAUCACAUCAAAGCUCGUCUCCUCGGUCACUGGGGGUCGGACGCUGGUCAGAUCUUCACCUACAUGCACAUGAACCGCAUGAUCAACAAGUACGGUCUCAACGUCAUUUACCUGUCUGGACCCGGUCACGGUGCUCCCGCCGUCCUAUCUCAAUCCUACCUCGAAGGCGUUUACUCCGAGGUCUACCCCAACAUCACCGAGGACAUCGAGGGGAUGACCACGUUCUUCAAGCAAUUCUCCUUCCCGGGAGGGAUCGGAUCUCACGCCACCCCUGAGACCCCCGGAUCGCUCCACGAAGGCGGUGAAUUGGGUUACUCGGUGUCUCAUGCCUUCGGUACAGUGUUCGACAACCCCGAUCUUAUCAGUCUCGUAGUCGUGGGUGAUGGUGAAAGUGAGACAGGACCUUUGGCGACGUCUUGGCACAGCAACAAGUUCCUCAACCCCAUCAACGAUGGUGCAGUCUUACCUGUCUUGCAUCUCAAUGGUUACAAGAUCAACAACCCCACUGUCCUCUCCCGUAUCUCCCACGCCGAGCUUGAAGCCCUUUUCGUCGGUUAUGGUUGGACUCCAUACUUUGUCGAAGGAUCCGAUCUUGAGUCGAUGCACCAAGCUAUGGCGGCAACUAUGGAAAGGUGUGUGGACGAGAUCCGGGCUUAUCAGAAAGAAGCUCGUGAUUCUGGAAAAGCUUUCCGUCCUCGCUGGCCCAUGAUCAUCCUCCGCAGCCCCAAAGGUUGGACUUCUCCUCGUGACGUCAGCGGACAUCACCUCGAAGGUUACUGGCGUGCUCAUCAGAUCCCCAUUACCGAUGUCGCCACGAAUAAGGAGCACCUUGCGCUCCUCGAAUCUUGGAUGCGAUCGUAUAAACCUGAAGAAGUCUUCACCAAGGAGGGUAAACUCAUUCCCGAACUCAAGACUCUCGUCCCGGAAGGUAACAAGAGGAUGUCUGCCAAUCCUGUCACCAACGGUGGUUACCCUCGUCGCUCACUCCGACUUCCACCUUUCCAAGACUACGCUCUUGCCGUCAACCCGGGUAUCACCAGCGGUCCUAGCAUGAGCAACAUGGCAUGCUGGCUUCGUGAUGUCGUUGCCAAGAAUCAGACCAACUUCCGUCUCUUCGGUCCGGAUGAGACUGAAUCGAACAAGCUCGGGGAGGUCUACAAGGCGGGCAAGAAGGUGUGGAUGGGUGACUAUUUGCCUGAAGACGAGGAUGGGGGAAAUCUGGCGCAUAGCGGACGAGUCAUGGAGAUUUUGUCUGAACACACAGUCGAGGGAUGGCUCGAAGGCUACGUUUUGACCGGUCGUCAUGGUCUUCUCAACAGCUACGAACCCUUCAUUCACAUCAUCGACUCUAUGGUCAACCAACACUGCAAGUGGAUCGAAAAAUGUCUCGAAGUCGAGUGGAGGAAGAAAGUCCCUUCCCUAAACAUCCUCCUUACUGCGACUGUCUGGCGUCAGGAUCACAACGGUUUUACUCACCAAGACCCAGGUUUCCUCGAUGUCGUUGCCAAUAAGAGUCCGGAAGUUGUUCGUAUCUAUCUUCCCCCUGACGGCAACUGUCUCCUGUCCGUCAUGGACCACUGUUUCGUCAGCGAAAAUUACGUCAAUGUCAUCGUGGCGGACAAGCAGGACCAUCUUCAGUAUUUGAACAUGGAGGACGCCAUCGCGCAUUGUACCAAAGGUGUUGGGAUCUGGGAGUGGGCUUCGAACAGUCCAGACGACGAACCCGAUCUGGUCAUGGCCAGUUGUGGUGACGUGGUCACUAUGGAAUCACUCGCUGCUACGGCGUUACUCCGCGAAUACCUGCCCGAGAUCAAGAUUCGCUUUGUUAACGUUGUCGAUCUCUUCAAGCUCAUCUCGAGCGACGAUCAUCCCCAUGGUCUUACCGAUUCAGAGUUCAAUGCUUUGUUCACCAAGGACAAACCGGUCAUUUUCAACUUCCACUCUUACCCCUGGCUUGUUCACCGUCUCACUUAUAGACGUGCUGGAUCACACAACAUCCAUGUCAGGGGAUACAAGGAGAAAGGGAACAUUGACACUCCUCUCGAACUCGCCAUCCGAAACGGCACUGAUCGAUUCACUCUCGCCAUCGAUGCUAUCGAUCGUUUGCUCAGCUUCAAGAACAAAGCGAGUAUGGUCAGGGAGAAGCUCCUCAACCAACAGAUCGCCGCGAGAACCUACGCCUUCAAACAUGGUAUCGACGUGCCGGAGCUGAAAGACUGGACGUGGGCGUCAAGGAAGCAGGGUGAGACGAGUAAAGUGGCUUCGACCCUUCAGAAGACUCUGGGAUUGGGUUCCACCAACACGGACCAAGCCGCUUCUGUUAUUGGAUCGAGCGAGUAAAGAAUAAAGAAUGCCGAGACUAGAGACAGGUACUAUAGUACUUGUAACCGCUUGAAAUGCACGUGAUGCGAGUGUCAGCGAAUCCGCCACAG